AUGAACGGUUACAUUAGGUUCUUGAUUCUUUUGGUAGUGCUUUCGGCAUUGGACCAUUCGUUGGCCGUAAGGAACCAUAAAAGGGAUGGACACCGGGUGCCGAUUCAUCGGAAUCAUAAACGCGGCGAAAGAAACUUUGCUACGGCGCCUCAUGGAGAUGUUGGACGACGUUUGAAACAUUACAAGAGAGGCGUGAACAAAACCCGUCCAUUUGAAGCCGGUAUGGGGUACUACCAUCAGUAUGACAUUAUGCUGAAAGAGGACUUGAAUGAGAAUGCGGUUCCACUAGGAAGUAACCAAAACAUUAGAUGGCCAAAUGCUGUGGUACCGUAUGUGAUCACCGGAUCAUUCAGCCCGGCUGAAGUACAAGCCAUCCAGUGGACGAUCAACCACUACGCGGUAAAUACAUGCAUCCGCUUUGUACCACACACGACCGAAUCAGUUUACUUGAGGAUCGACAAUAGCGAAAGUGGUUGCUGGUCUUACGUUGGAAGAAGUACCGACAACUCGUACAAUUUGGUCAAUUUGCAAAAUCCUUCUUGCAUGGAAACGGGUACGGUUGCCCACGAGUUUAUGCAUGCUUUAGGAUUCUACCAUGAAUUUACCCGUCCGGAUCGUGAUAAUUGGGUUAAAAUCGACAUGAAGGCCCUCGAUCCACAAUACCAAACGCAGUCCUUCUUCGAUGCAAACUUUGGUAAGCUGUCGUUCGCACAAACUGAACUGUAUAAUAUCCCGUACAAUUAUGGUAGUGUGAUGCACUAUUCCAAAUGGGGUGGAGCAGUUGAUUACAACAGACCAGUGAUGAAUAAUCUGAAACCAUGGCCCUAUGCGGACUUUGGCAACGACACCGGUUUAUCUACUACAGACGUUAUGGCAGUCAACUACAUGUAUUGUCAUGCUACGACUGUUGGAUAA
Molecule: messenger RNA, 915 nt
Organism: Ochlerotatus camptorhynchus
Lineage: Eukaryota; Metazoa; Arthropoda; Insecta; Diptera; Culicidae
Product: astacin-like
Exons: 5
Coding region: 1-915 (304 amino acids)
Biological process (GO): proteolysis
Molecular function (GO): metalloendopeptidase activity; zinc ion binding
Source: RefSeq, a predicted model, not a curated record